This is a messenger RNA of Cavia porcellus (domestic guinea pig), 11650 nucleotides long. RefSeq names its product transmembrane protein 178B (gene Tmem178b). Gene Ontology annotation, cellular component: membrane. The transcript is spliced from 4 exons. The record is from RefSeq and is a predicted model, not a curated record. The coding region runs from base 1546 to 2430 and encodes 294 amino acids. NCBI's taxonomy places the organism in Eukaryota, Metazoa, Chordata, Mammalia, Rodentia, Caviidae.
CUCCGUGUUCUCGUCGGUGGGUUUUAGCCAAGGCUGCAGCGCCGGGCGCCCGAGCGAGCGAGCGAGCGCAGCAGCGGCUUCCCCAGCGCCUGCACCCGGGCGAGGUGACUUCUCCAGCUCCCGGGGCGCAGCCUGGGCUCCCGCCCCUCCCAGGCACCCGCAGAGCCCGCGAGGCCUCGGAGCCGCUGCGCCUGGAGGAGGAGGCCGGGAGGGAAACCGAGCCACCCAGCUCCCUCCCCCACCCUCGCUCCAUUCACCUCGGUGACUGUCGCUUACUGGGAGCCUGAUUGCCCGACUCAGAGGCCGGGACCGGAUUCACUGCGCGCUGCUGCCCAGGGAGCCGGCGUCUCGGCACCCGGGUGAGCCGCAAGGAAAAUGGUGCAAUCGCAGAGAGGCUGACUCCGGCUGGGCAGAGCAGACCCAGCGCUAGAGUGCUGGGCUCAGGAGAAGGGGACGGGUUGUUGGAACAGCCAGGACCGGGCUUUCCUCCCUGCCCGCAGCGUUUUCUUUGCACCUGGACUGUAUGCUCCCAGCCUGCAGGGAGCCACAUGAAGUGAGGCAGAAGCGGGUUUGGAGGUGGCCGGGUGGACACUCCAGGAAGGCGCCCGAGAGCACGGCGUUUCGCCAGGAGGACCAGCCGGCAGCGCUUGGCGACUGCGCGCCCUGUCCAUGGUGUUGAAGGCGCCCCGCGCCGCGCGCCCUGCCUGGUGCGCCCUCCUCUGCGCAGCCCGCCCCUCGCGCCGGUCUGUGGUCGCCCAUUCUCCGCCAACCCCAGGCCAGAACUCGUCCCGUAGCGCUGCCUGGGUGUUCGCGCCGUCCGCCUGAAUGGCGAGGUCGGAGGCCGGCAGCCGGCGAGCUCGCGGGGAACGGUGGGCAGAGACCGCGCGUCCGCGGGAAGCCCGCCGCUGAGUCCCGCGUGGGCCGGCCAGGGACCUGCUGGGAACCCGAGGACGGAAAUCUCGCAAAGAGCCGACCUAGGAAGGAAGCUCGCUGCUGGGUGCACAUCUUGGGUCUCCGCUUGCAGACCGGAAAGGGAGAGACCUUACAGGUAGAUCCAGGCGGGACUCGGGAGUCUGGCGCUGGCACCCAGCGGUCUCCUUUCGCCGGCGGGCGGUGUCGCGGGUGUAGGCAGGCGGCUGCCCCUGAUCGCACCGCCCCAUCCCCUAAAUUCCCGGUCUCUUCGCUGCACAAAAAAUCCGCAGAGAGCUCCACCGCACGGAGGGGGCUCGGGCUUCGGUUUCCGGAGCAGGGGUGCGUCCAGAGGCCGCGGGUUCUGAGCAGUCGCCCCCUGUGGGGCGGGGAGAGGGCGGGAAGUCGCCGCGUGGAAUCAGCCACGGCCAACGGCUACGCCUGCUUCGGAGGAUGAACGGGAGUCGGAUCAGAACUUUUUAGGCCGCUCGCCGCCAUCCCCGCAGUCCCCCGGCCGAGUCCCCCGCUGUCGCUGUCCCCACCCCCAGCUCGGCGCCGCCGUUUGGUCCCGGGCGGGCGCGCGGAGGAAGGCGAGGCCGCGGCGGGUCAUGCCCAAGGUGUAGGCGAGGCGGAGGCAUGGCUGCCGGAAGGUUGCUGCUCUACACGGGCCUCUCGCUAGCGCUCUGCGCCCUCGGCAUGCUGGCUGUGGCCAUCUGCUCGGACCACUGGUACGAGACGGACGCCAGGAAGCACAGGGACAGGUGCAAGGCCUUCAACACCCGCCGGGUGGACCCCGGCUUCAUUUACAACAACAACAACAACUUGCCGCUCCGGGCCAGCCGCUCGCGCCUGGACCGCUGGGAGGGCAAACUCCUCCGGGCCCGGAAUCGCCGGCAGCUCUUCGCCAUGAGCCCGGCCGACGAGUGCAGCCGGCAGUACAACUCCACCAACAUGGGCCUCUGGAGGAAAUGCCACCGGCAGGGCUUCGACCCCGAGAUCGCCGCCCUCAUUCGGAAAGGAGAAAUCGAGCGAUGCACGUACAUCAAGUACCACUACUCCUCAGCAACUAUCCCCAGAAACCUCACAUUUAACAUCACGAAGACUAUCCGGCAGGACGAGUGGCACGCCCUGCACUUGCGCAGAAUGACGGCUGGCUUCAUGGGCAUGGCAGUGGCCAUCAUCCUCUUCGGCUGGAUCAUUGGUGUGCUGGGUUGCUGCUGGGACCGAGGCCUUAUGCAGUAUGUGGCGGGACUUCUCUUCCUCAUGGGAGGAACCUUCUGCAUCAUUUCACUGUGCACCUGUGUGGCUGGGAUCAACUUUGAGCUGUCACGCUACCCACGCUACCUGUAUGGACUCCCUGACGACAUCAGCCAUGGCUAUGGAUGGUCCAUGUUCUGUGCAUGGGGGGGCCUGGGCCUCACACUCAUCUCGGGAUUCUUCUGUACCUUGGCCCCCUCUGUCCAACCUGUCCCGAGGACCAACUGCCCUAAAUCCAGACCCGAGAAUGGGACAGUGUGCUAAAAUACAAACCCAUACAUUUAUAUAUAUAUAAAUAUAUAUAUAUAUAUAAUAUACAUAUAUAAAACAAAACUAAAUCAAGACGAUGUCAGUGCCAAGGUAGAGUUGAGUUGGCUCAGGCACCUACAUCUCACCGGACUUUGUGUUGUUUCAUCACCAAGAUGGGGACAGUGUUCCCAUACUGUGGCUCUUCCAUCAAUUCUUGACUUUGGCUUCAUGGUUUCUUGAAGACACGGUGAACAUCACCACUUGGGAUAGCACCUUGAUCCCCGUCACUCAUGCGGAUGUGGUGGUGAGCUGGAAGGGACAGUGGCAGUGGUCUGAAGCAACCCAGGUGUAGAGAAGGAUAUGCCAUGGCCCGGGCCAACAAGCGAGGACACCACCCCCUCCCUCCUUCAUCUCACAGGGAAACGCGGCCCCUAGUCCAUAGAAUGUAACCACGUCUCUGGGGCCAUUUCAGAACCACUUCAUUUUCUGCUCUUCCUGUUCUGAGAUCCUUCCUGGCCCACCAGCAACACACACGGAAUGGAUGAGAAAACAAACAGAAAGCAUGUUUUCUCUUUGUGGCCAAACUUUCGACAAAGUUUUAGAGGUGGGAAGGGGAGAGAACACGCUGAAAGGCACGACCCACUUCAAAAAAGGACACUUCGGUGGAUGCUCAGAAAACCCCUUCUGGCCUUCCAGCUGCCUUACACCCAGUUAAACAAGAGGCCACCCUGUCCUCCCCACUGCACUCCCUCGGCAGAUCGGAGCCUUGGAGUAAUGCUGUGAUGUGUGCGUGCGUGUGUGUGCUCUGCGUGUAUCUUGGCUGGUUUCCUUUUUUCCUUUCCACUUUUUAAAUAGAAAUAUUGCAUUGUGACUGUUUAUCACUGUAGUGGUUUCGGGGCCCAAAAUGGAGGCCAGGAGACCUAAGAAGUAUCACCCGGGGGCCAGGCCUCUGUGGGUGCCAACAAUGCAGCUGCAGAUCCUUGAAAGGGAAAAGGAGAGAGGGAGGAAUGAACAAGUGAGUGUGAGUGAACGAAUGCAUGAAUCAAUGAGGUGGAUGUUUUCUGAAUGUGAGGUUUUAUUGCUUGUGUUGUACUUUUUUUAAAAUUAUUUUUGGUACAGCUCAGAUUCCCAGAGGGCAGAACCAAGAACAAAACCACUGGGCCAGAGGACCCUGUGGUUCUUCACACUGCAGUCUGGGAUUCUGCAGGAUUUAGUCCUCUUAAUUGUGGAAGUUCAAGACACAGCUGGGCACAAAGGCCAUGAGAGAAGAGGGGAACACACGGUUCAGGAGGGGCAAGGAAUGUUGCCUCUGGCUGCUGUUGUAUAAGUACAUAUACCAAACAAGACCUUCACUCCCCAUCAUGGGGCUGUCCUCUGUUACUAGACAUCUACCCCUUUCCUAGGGGUGACCUCUGUAUAAAUGAAAGGAAAUGAGUUACAUGCAGAAAGCACCUGCAUUUCCCAUGGGCUCAAGUUUGUGUGUGUUGUGUAAAUUUAUGGAGAACUCUCGACUCUUUCCAUCCUCCUCUCCUUCCUCUUGAUAUUCAAGGCCAUGAAUCCCAAAAUAGCUGUCUUAGUGGCCAGCACCCAAACAGAGGCGGAAUAAACCCACUCCAGUCUCGGGCCCACUUGAGCAAAUUGGCAUUACAAGUGCCAGCAAGUGAAGCCAGCCAGAGAGUUGUGAGUGCUAUACGACUGGCACAGCCCACAAUCACCCCCGAGGCCCAGCUGCUGCCAAGCAGCCCUGGGAGUGGGGAGGGAAUCCAGUCUGGUGUAGCCAUGGUGAGCCAUGUAACAGAGCAUCCAGUCGUUUCAUAACAAAUAUGCUUUGGGAACUUUGCCAACUCAGCAGCCUUCCUUCCCCCAUGUGCUCUUUCAUCUACAUGUUUUCCGGCCUAUCUUCCUUCCAGUCUCUCCCAGUCACCUCCUUUACUCACCUACUAACCACUGACCUUCUCUUCUGUCCACCUGUGGUAAGUCCUGCCUGCCUCCUCUACUCUUUUGAAUGGUGUAUGUGUGCAAUGCAUAACCACAUAGGACAUUUGAUGCUGACGAGUGGGUUUGGGUGGUUCUUUGUGCAAGAGUGUCUCUCUCUGUGCAUUUUUAUGUUUGUCUCAGUACAUGCCUGCGCACAGGUGUGGGUACACUGCUCAAGACUUCCUCACCAGGGACCCUCGUGAGCUGCUGCAAAAGGUCUCAAGUAUGAGUGUGGGUGUGCCAGGCAUUGGGAGUGAGCUGGGUAGCAAGAAAUGCUAUUGGCUUCUCAUUGAGGUUUCUAGGGGUUAUUUUUAAAACAAAGCAUUUAUUCUAUGAGAAGGGAAAUUAUUUGCAAGAAAACCCAGUUUUUCAAUUGGGAAUUUUAAUUUUUUGUUCAAAGUUAGAUUUCUCCCUUAAGGGGAAGGACAUACUUGGGCGUGAGGAAAAGUGAAGAAAAGUAUCUCAGAUUGAGAGGCCUUGUGUCUUCCUUCCAAGUGUUUUGAAAUAAGCAGGGACAGGCAGGUGUCCACAAGCAUCCAUUUGGAUGAGGGGUAUUUUCUAUGACUAGGUGCAAAUUCCAGUUGUUUUCCAGUUGCAGAAAAGUAGGGGAAAUAAUUCUAAAGGGGAUGAUUUGCUAUCAACUAUAACAUAAGUAGCCACAUUUCAAAAUACUGCCUCUGAGACCCAACAUUAUGCCUUUUUAAAAUUCCAUGCUUACCAUAAAUAAAUCAUGUGCUCUAUCAAUCACUUACUUUUGUGACAGACCUUUGACAAAGCUUCCUGCACCUCUUUGUAACUUGAGCAUCCCUGAAAUGUUAGGAGAUCGCCCAAGAAAAGUUGUAAACCAUCUGGCUCAACUCAACAUCAGAAGAGCCAGGCCAGAGUGGCUUUUUUUGGCAAUGGGUUCAGAUGAGUACAAAUAAACACUCUGGGGUCUAUUUCCUAUUUGGGAACAAAAACCACUCCCAACCACAUGGUCAGGGUGGAAGCCACUCUAGAGCUGGCAGGUCCUGGCCAAUGGGAAAACUCGAAGAUGACUUUGACCCUUCACGCAUAGUGUUGUGACCACAUAGUGUUGUGACCACAAAAACCAUUCAAACAGCUCCUGAAGCUUUUUGGCUGUGAGAUGGCUGAGAAAGAAGCAAUGCACAAGCAAGAAAAGAGCCUUGACUUAGGAGGCUCUCUAGGUCAGACACUACUAACUUCAAUCCAAGUACCUUCUAAGGGGAGUUAGUGGCCUCAGUAAGCCUCCCAGUUCCGAUCUAGGUCAAGUGCAAAGUCCUUAUAGUCUAGUGCAUACAAGGUAUAUGGUGACGCAUGUCUUGCAAGCUCCAUGAAAAUCCAACUCCUUCCCUCCCUAGUAAGUUAGAGAUUUGAGAAUGUGAAUGUCUCCUGGAGAGAAAUCCUAUUUCUUUCUUCUUCCUUUGGAAGGAAUGGUUUCUUUUCCUCUUUCCUUUUCCUCUCUCCCUAUUCACUUCUAUUUUCCUUCUUCAUCAGCUUUUGUCAAUUUGUUACUUCUUCUCUAGUGAGACUAGAGAUAGACCCCAAGCAAUCCGCUUGUUUGUUGUUGAUAUAGGUUUCGUGAGGAGAUCUGUAGUGCACUGACAUCAAAAUAUAAAAUGUAAAAACAAACAAAAAAACUGUGCCUCUUCCAACUACAACCCUCCACAAGCCUUAGCCUUUUAACAACUCUACCCUUUUGCCUCCAGAUAUCAUGAAGGCACAAAGACUGGACAGCACCAGGUGGGGACCAGCCUUUCUUACCCUCAUGCACCUGCACAGCACCUGGGGCCCUGGCACCAUAUUGGUGUAAUCUCCCACUGUGGGUGAGUGGAUCCACCUGGUUGUGGUGCCUUUCUUUCCAUAUUCUGUCUCAAUAAUGUCCACAUUCAUGCUAAGAGGCCUAAUAGAAAAGUACCACCCAUGUGUGGCUGGCCUGAUUUCAAGGAGGAUGUGCCAGUUGGAUCUCCAAAGCCACCUACAUGAGUCAAAUUCAAAGUAAUGGAAACAAUACAGUACUCAGAGGCAUUUAAAAUGGACUAUCUUUACCUGGCUUAUGUCAGGAGUGUUAACUAAUUUUCAAGUGUCUGUUGGAAGUGGUGGAGAAAAAUACCCCUGGGUCAUCUUUUGGUGUGGCUGUUGUGGGAUACUUGGUUGCUUCCUGUAGUUUGAGUGAAGUUGCUUUUAAUUGCCCCUCUGCUCCAGGGACUAAGCACCCCUGUGAACACAUCUCACCCUUUCCAGGGAAAUAGGAUGAAUCAGAGUGAGAGCUGAUUUUAUCACAGAUAGAAAUAACUGUUGCAUACCAGCUGAACUGUCUUUGGUGCUGCCUUCCAGCUGGUGUGUGACAGAGGAAGGGGACAGAUUUUUAAGCAGGCCCACAAAAGUUGAGGCAUGCAAAUGAUUUUGAUGUCUCAAAGUUGACUUCUGGGACUGUAUGUGUCAUCUUUUCAUUGAUGCUGCCAUUGAUGGUGCAAGCUGUUUUUGAAACAUUAUUCCUAGUUCUUACAAUAUGUUAUUAUUAGUUAUUGGGUCUUUCUCCAUGUAAUACAUGCACAUUGUAGAUUAGAAAAGUAAAAUACAAUGCAGAGUGGUCAUAAUUCUAUUACUCCAAGGUAUUAUUGUUGUGCUCAAUGAUAAUGGCCAUAACUCCAAGUCCUACCUAUUUGGUGGUCAUCUUUGGGUUGACAGCUGAAGUUAGGAGGAUUUUGAAUGGCUCCAGAAUCACACUGGCCUGUACAGAAUUCUUGGCAGCAGGAGCACAGGCCUUUGAGCCCCCAAAGAUAGCAACAAGGCCUUUGAAAACUCAGUGCCAGACUUAGAGUGCAGGUAGAACAGGGCUAAAAGAUUCCUAUUUGGGGGGAAUUUCCUCUUUCUUUCUUCUACUUGCUCUUCUUUUUCCCAGGUACCACCUCAGUUUAAUCAUGGGUAAAAGAGCACUAAAGCCAGAGUAACUCACUAACCAAGCUAUGCUUAUACAAUGUAGUUACUGUAAAUUUCAUUUCUGCUCUGCACUAAAAUGACUUGGGACUCUGGGCACUGUGUCUUCUCCAUACUUGAACUUCCUCAUCUACAAAAUGAGGAUAGUGCUAACACUUUACCUCAUGGUAUAUUAAAAGUGACAAAGAAAUUGCAAAGUGAUUUGCAAACAUGAAGUGUCACAUGAAUUAUGCACUGAUCAAAUUACCCCACAGCAGCAGAGCCCCCUCUAAAAUAGAAUUCUUUCCUCUGAUUCUUUGCCUUGCUGCUGAAGGAAGAAUGUGGAGAGAGGUCAUCCUGGCUGCUGGUUAUACACAGCCCUCUGAAGCACAUGAGGGUUUUUUUUUCCCCUUCAUUUGGGCUCUCCAGGGAAAUUGGCUCCUUAGCUUACUUUAUCCAUUUCUGGACUUCUUUGUCCAAAGUGAGUUUUGCAAAGGGCAGUCUCAUCCUUCUGGACUAUCCCCUGAAGUGAAGGAAUGAGAAAACCAUAUAAAGCACAGGUGAGCUGGAACAGUUGAUCUUUAACCGAGGCAUGUGGUUAGUACCUUGUUUUUUUUUUUUUUUUUAAUAGUUACGCUGAUAUUAUUUCUAGCUACAUGCCUGAGUGGUGGCAGUGAAUCAGAUUCCAAAAGGUUUCAAUGAGGUUUCAAGUUUAGGGUGGGCAAAGCCAAUGACUUUAUCAGAUGCCUGUGGGUUUUUAUAAAAGGCCCCUGGAUGGUUUAUUCACCAAGACAUGUUCCAAGUAUGGUCUUGUUAAGAAAAAACAGAAUCCUAGACUCAAAAUAAAAGAAUGCACUUCUCAAAGGUUCCCUGCACUUUCUGCUUUGCAGUGAAUCAAGUAUCAAUGUUGUGUUGAGACUUUCCACAAGGGGAGUCCAAGUCAUUGUUCACUUUAUAAUAACUGCCCAGCCAGUAAUGGGGGAAAUGGCCAACCGCAUAGGUGUUCAGUUUCAGUAACCAGAACACUGGCCCUCAAUCUGGGAGUUGCCCAGUGAUGGCUCAGCCUGGCAUCUCUUUGACAGAUGCCAGCCUCAUGCCCAAGGAUUGACGUUGCUCCUUAGGGAACCCUGUGACUCCUCCUUCCCCUCUCCUGUACCUCAAGCUUCUGCUUUCCUCUCUGGGUGGCCCAGAGGCCCCCUCUCGUCUGUGUGUGUGCCAGUGUGUCUGUGUUGUGCGUGUGACUCAGCCUUCCAUGCAGAGAGCUUUCGCAGACUCACCCUUUCAGCUUUCCCACCUCCACCCACGUGUGACUGUUUUGCUAUUCAAGACUAUCUGUAAAAAUGUACAAAUAAAAAUGGAACCUGAAAAUAAAGGGGAGGGGUAUUGUGACUACUCAGAUGCAAUGAUGUAGCCCUCAGUUUUCUGAGGAGGUAAGUGGACUGCCUUAGAGUCUUGGGUCUGGUGGCACUAGGAGGGAGAGAUACCUUCACACAAGAGACUUCUGAUUGCUCCUGAGUCAUUAGUGUCUGCUUAGAACUCUCUGUUCUGAAGGGGGUUGCCUUUAAAGAAAAAUAUAUCUCCCCAAAAGCAAGAGCAGUAUCAUCCAGUUCAGCAGGGUGAAGGUCAGCAGAGGUUGACACCCAGAUCCCACCUCGGGGUAACACUAGACACUUUGUCACCGGCUCACUUGGGGCCUCAGGUGAGUCCUGUUACCUCAUAGUGUCUCCAUAUCCUCUCAGCCUAAUGAGGGAUAGGGGUCUUUGGGGACUCCCAGACACCGUGUCUCCAGGUCCAUUCUGCUGCUGUUUUCAGAGACUUUGUGCCCAUGCUGGUUGUUGUAUGCUAACUGCCUCGAGGUGUAUCCAGAGAGUUUUUCCCCCUGCCACUCUUGCCCUGCAUUUUUACACCUUGGAAAGUAACCUCAAGAGAACAGCAGUUUGUGUUCAGAGUCCAAAGCCUUUUAUUGACCUUUUCAUUCUCAGAUGCCUUUUCCUACCCAUUUUGAUGAUCUCAUUGUCUUUACUGACAGAGCUUUCUGUGCUGGGCUGAGGAGGAGAAAGAGCAUCAAAGGGGAUGAUGGGUAUAAGUUACCUUGUAAUCUAUGACUCGAUCUACAAAUAGGACUCUCUCCAUGUCAGAAUUAGGGAGUCUGGCUAAGGGAUAUUCCCAGGUGGGAGCGAAUGAGUGUUGGUGGUGGAGGGUUGGAGGCCAUGGACUCCUGCAGGUUGGAGAUGGAGGUUAGAUGCAGGGACUUUCCCAAUAGAGAAGUGUCUGCUUAAUGAUUCAGAAGCAGAAUCACCAUAAUGUCUUCAAUAUAGUGACAGGGAAGGACCUCCAAGGCUAAGAAGAAGCAGGAAUGAGCAGGGAUGGACAAUCCCCCAGUACAAAGGGCUGCCUGCCCCCAGGAGCACCCCAAGCUCACUUGGUGCCAGCACCCUUUCCAACCCAUGGUUAUAGGCACCUUCAGUCUAAACCUUCAUCUUCUCUGAUGGUCCAUGGUGAUCAUCUCUGGAACCAGAAAGUGAUUUCCACCACCACUGACCAAUAGAAGUAUAAUACAAGCUAUGUAUCCUAAUAGCUACAUUUUCAAAAGUUGAAUGAGACAGGUUAAAUGAAUUUCCAUACUAUAUUUUAACCCAACAUAUCAGAAAUAUUUCAACAUGCAAUCAACAUAAAAAAUAUACUGGAAUAUUUUAUGUUCUUUUUAAUUUUUUUCAAAUGAACCCUUCUAACUCCAAUGUUAAUUUUAUUCUGAGAUAAUGUCUCAACUUAGACCAUCCACAUCUCCCACAGGUGGCUUCUGGCUACUGCCUAGACAGUGCAGAUUUUGUGUCUUUAUUAGGCAGCAAGGUAGGGUGGCCCUUACUGGUGAGUCACUCAUGUCAUAGGUGUCACUGUAGCUGACAGACGUAGGAGGUGGAUCAGCUGAGAGGAGGAAGCACACAGCUGUGUCCAGGCUGCUAUCUCGCUUUAUGUAAGGGGAGAUGCGGCUGCUGUGAACUUGGUAUCACAUCAGCCCCAGAGGGUGCCAGCAUGAUCCCUGGGUGACCUUGAUGACAGUCCAAGUCCUAGAGGGAAAAAUAGAUCAUGUUCUUCAGUUGUAGGAGCAUCAGCCAUCACCUUCUCUUAUUCAGAUGUCUUUUGUCUCAGAGAGGCCUUCUCUCUGGGAAGUGUAAAACACUCCACAACCUUCUGAACCUGGUGAGGUCACCAGCUAAGAACGUCUUCCCAGUAUUUGGGGCUGUUUUCUCCAUCUCUCAGUUCCCUUACAUUUUUGUCUGAAAAUCAAAUGCUAAAACAGGACAAACACUGGGAAGAGACAGCCACAAGCUGAUGGGAAAUAAAGUCUCCUAGGAAGUAGCAGUGACAAGUUCUAUCCUUGCUCUGUGACUUAGGCCACCGUUGCCCACCUUUUCUUUCUGCUUGGAGACCUUUCUUAGGUUUGAAGAAGCUCUUGUUCAGGAAAAAAAAGACAAAUAAUGAGACCUUAGCAUAGAGAACAGAAUAAAAUAUGAGCUAUCAACACCUGGGCAUUCUCAUAGCUUUUCAAAAUAUGUGACAAGGUUUGAUUCAUUUAAAAUAUAAUGUCCUGAGCCCUGUGUUACCAGGCAAAAGAAAAUAAGCCAAUUGGUUGGGUGUGUUUUAUAUAUGAUGGUUAGACAGGGGCCAUCACUGACAAAGCUCUCAAAACAGCUGGAGUGUUUAUGGUCCACCAGAUUAUUGCUUGGUCAAUAUAAAUUUAUUUACCUUUAAUUUGCAUAGUGCUUUCUGAUUGGUUAAACAGGGAGUGGCGUAUACUACAGAAUUCAAAAAAUGACUCUCCCCUUGAAGGUAGCAAUUCCUGUGGUUAUUGGUGCUAAAAUAAGAUUAAAUAUUAUGUUAAUUUGUUCUGAUACGAUGUGAAUAAAUGUAUUGUUUAAUCUUAACAGAAUGCUACAUCUUAUCAGAUCUAUUGUACUGUCUGUUCCUUCUCAUAAUUAAUUAAUUAAUUACAGGAAAGGUGAUCCAAACCAGAUCUUGAAACUCUUGUGAUAUUCAGAGAGCAAGUUAGCAGGGAUGUGGGAGGGGGGAAUGAAAAGGGAAAUUGCCAGGUUCCUGUGACUUUAAAAGGACUGAGGAAGCAGAGAGCAUUUGGGGACUUCACUGAAACUGACUGCAUCUUGCAAUUUUCUUUUUCAAAUUGGCAGAAAUACUGUAUUUCCAUCGAUUGAAGAAAAAAGUGGUAAUUAAUUAAAUGACUUGUUCAUGGAAAAAAUAAAAAUAAAUAAUCUGUCAGUUGUGGAAUGUAAACUGAUUAAAACAAUUAAAUAAAGAAGAUCAUGUUGUGUGUUUUAAACAA